AGAGCAGUUUACUGAGGAGGGGGCAGCGCUGCUCACCUUGAGCGAGAUGUUGAGCUUAGACCGCGUGGUGUCGGCUGCUCCUGUGUGGUAACACCACAGGGGGGCUUUUGUAAAGAUGAGGUGGAGAUAAGAAAGUUUGUUCAUCACUGUGGAAUUCCUGGUAUGAGAAUGCAGAGCGUCAGAGUAGAGAGUGGAUCCUUGCUGAACAACUGUAAUCAUGAAGGCAGUUCUUAUAAUUGUCCUAAUCAUCUUCACUUUGCUGUGUUCAGGGAAAAAGUUUCGAUGGUGCACCCUCUCUGAUCUAGAACAGAGAAAGUGUGCUGAGCUGUCCAAAGCACUGACAGCUGUGCUGCCUGUCACUAACACCGAUUCGUUUGCCAGGAUUUCUUGCAUCAGAGCCCACAAUACGUAUGACUGCAUUGAUAAAAUCAGAGUGAAUAAAGCAGAUGCUGCUUCUCUGGAUGCAGGAGAUGUUUACUCUGCUGUAAAGCUGUAUGGUUUGACCGUUGUGGCAAAGGAGAUCUAUGAACAGGGAAAUUGUGUUUUUGCUGUGGCUGUUGCCAAACGAGGAACUUUGGAUAUCCAGAGGCUACGCGGUGUGCGCAGCUGCCACAAUGGAGCCAGAUGGACCUCAGGCUGGAAUAUUCCACUUGGAUUUCUCCUUGCAAGGAAUGAUCUUUCCUGGGAUGAGGGACAACCCCUGAGCCAAGUAAUCAGUGAGUAUUUCAAUGCAAGUUGCAUCCCUGGAGUUGGUGUUGCUGCUCCUCAGCUGUGUGCUCUCUGCCAAGGACAAAAGUCAUAUAUCAGAGACAAGAACCACUUCUGUGAGACCAGCAGCAAUGAACCCUUCUAUGACUCUGAUGGAGCUUUCAGGUGCUUGAAGGAUGGAGUUGCAGAUGUUGCCUUUUUAGAUCACCUGACAGUUAUGAGAGCCACAGAGUCAGAACAACAAGAAUAUGAACUCUUAUGUCCUGAUGGAACUACAGCUGAGCUGAGCAAGUACAACACCUGUAACUUGGGCAAGGGGCCUGGCCGUGGCAUCAUCACCCGCCACAACUUCCAAAAGAUCACCAACAAAUUUCUUACCAUGAUCCAACGUCUCUUUGGUCGAAAAGGAAAGGAAAGAGCCAGAUUUGAACUUUUCAAUUCAUCACCCUUUGGAGGGAAGAACCUUCUCUUUCGAGAUGCCACUCAGCACCUGCAACUUCUCGAGGAACAGCUAGAAAUUGCAUAUGUCCUUGGUCUGGAUUAUGUAGCUCUCCUUAAGGGACUAGGUCAUGAAGGGAGCUCCUUGGACAACAGUGUUGUGCGCUGGUGCUGCAUCAGCAAUGCUGAGCUUCGCAAAUGUGAGGAGUGGGCACUGAGCAUCAAAUCUGACCCAUUAGUCUGUGUCCAAGCAACUUCCAUGGCAAGCUGCAUUGAAAUGAUCAAGAGUAGUGAGGCUGAUGCAGUCACUCUGGAUGCAACCCACGUCUACAUUGCAGGGAGGUGUGGAUUGGUGCCUGUAGCUGCAGAGUGUUAUGGGCAGGUUUGUGCUCCAGCUGAUGAGAGCACAGAGGAAAUUAGCAAACUUCAUCUAAAGCGCAAAGGACUGUCACCUGUUUAUGCUGUAGCCCUAGCUAAGAAAAAUGCCAAACAGAUUAACAUCCAUAACCUGCGGGGGAGGCGAUCAUGUCACAGCCACUUGUAUAGUCCUGGAGGAUGGUUGCUUCUUUCCAGAUACACAGUGGGACCUCUGGAAAACGUUACUGAAAACUGUGAUAUCGGAUCUGUUUACCAGAAUUACUUUUGGAAGGGCUGCAUGCCAGGAGCAGAUGGAAACCUGUGCAAAGUGUGCAUUGGAGACAGUGAGGUGGAAGGAGCUCGAGUAUCCAGCAGAUGUGCUGCCAGUCACAAUGAGCACUACUAUGGCAAUAUGGGAGCACUCAGGUGCUUAGUUGGCAAUCCCAGUGGAAGAAGCUUUGGAGAUGUAGCUUUUCUGGAACACUCAAACCUACUCUGGAAUAUAGAGAAUCUGGAAAGCUCUGGUUGGGCAAAAGGUUAUACAGCUGUUGACUUUGAACUCUUGUGUCCGGAUGGAACACGUGCUGCAGUCACCGAAUGGGCUGGCUGCAACCUUGGUCCAGUUCCUCCCAGCACAGUCAUGACUCGACCAGUCACUGUCACUAAAAUCUAUGACUUCCUAAUGAAAUCUCAGGAAUUUCUGGAGACCAAGCUGGAUUCUGAAUUCCAUCUCUUCCAGUCACAAAAAUAUGGUGAGAGUGAUCUGCUUUUCAAAGAUGCCACUCAGUACCUUGUUCCUGUAACUCACGUGAGCUAUCAGGAAAUCCUUGGAGAACCUUUCUUUCAGCUGGCAGAAUCAGUGUUUAAUUGUACACCUGCAGGCAUCUUAGACUUUUGCAAGCAGGAUAUCUGUGCCUCCUCAUCCAUCUGACAGCUGCUAUAAAGGCUUUGCAAGCCAUGAGCUUUCACCAAUGCUGAAAACAAAGAACUAGACUAGUCCUGCCUAUCCAGAGCAAUCUGCAAGGAAACUGGCACCUCUGGACACAUAUGCUGGUUAUUCUUUUGUCAUAAUCUUUGUUUUCUUUAGAAAGUAGACUUUAUGUUUAUGAUCAUGUAAUACUACUCCUAUGUCAUCCCUUUCUUGUUUGAAGCACGGAAUUGUGUGCAACAGCUUUCACCAGUCCUCAUAACCCACAGCACAGAACUAGGAUCAGCAGUUCUGAUUGCCUACUAUGGAGGAUUCAGCAUUUUGGGGGACUAGCAGGGUCAGUGCAGUGGAUUAAAGAAUGGACUGUCACGAGUGGCGCAGGUUAGUGGGUAGCAGUUCACCUUGCUUUACCUGUUUUAUCUUCUCGAAUUUGUUUCCAUGCAAAAAGUGCAACUGAUCUUUUGGUGGUUGCAGAAUUAUCUUCCUGUAUUGCAAUUGCAGUCCAUGUUGAACACACACAUGUAUGAUAGAUGGUUUAUGUAAUCACUAUCAGAAGUCUCUUCUGCUUUUAACUGGCAAUAAUACAUUUCCUUUUUUUAAUCAAGGAUUUAUAAUGGUAAAUCAAAAUCUUUUUCUCUCAAAUUCAUGUUGUAAGACAUGAAGUAACAAGCGGACCUGGAUUCCUGCAGCCUUAAAUUGAAGGGAAGCAAUGGAUAUAUGAGGGCUGCUCCAAAAGUAAUGCCUUCUAUUUUAUUGUGUUGGCCCAUGAUGUUAGGUUUGGAUGUUGCAGUACAGCAGUAGAGGCUGAACCUUCCCACAAUUAUUGUUACAUCCUAUUGCUGUGUGACAGAUGGCAGCAGAGAA
Molecule: messenger RNA, 3295 nt
Organism: Lagopus leucura (white-tailed ptarmigan)
Lineage: Eukaryota; Metazoa; Chordata; Aves; Galliformes; Phasianidae
Product: melanotransferrin-like
Exons: 18
Coding region: 218-2434 (738 amino acids)
Biological process (GO): iron ion transport
Cellular component (GO): plasma membrane; early endosome; recycling endosome
Source: RefSeq, a predicted model, not a curated record